This is a messenger RNA of Populus nigra (black poplar), 1166 nucleotides long. Its product is annotated as protein DETOXIFICATION 46, chloroplastic-like. Lineage: Eukaryota; Viridiplantae; Streptophyta; Magnoliopsida; Malpighiales; Salicaceae. The transcript has 4 exons. The record is from RefSeq and is a predicted model, not a curated record. Bases 111 to 467 code for a protein of 118 amino acids.
GACUAUCUUUCUUCUUCUCAACUCAAUCGAUUAACCAUUCUUUUAUGCAAUUAAAUUGGUACUGCAGUACUCGCAUUUGAUUAUAAUAAGAAGGAAUCUGAGGUGUUUUCAUGUCUCAGGUGGCCUUUUACAUUCUCAUGACAUAUUUCACGACAGCUACUGGAACAAUUACAGUGGCUGAUCAUCAGGUCAUGAUCCAAAUGUAUGGCAUGUGUGUCGUAUGGGGUGAGCCUUUCUCUCAAACUGCACAAUCAUUCAUGCCCGAGUUACUGUAUGGAACUAAGAGAAGUUCAGAAAAGGCUCGAAUGCUGCUAAAAUCCCUGGUGAUUAUUGGAGCUAUACUUGGAGUGUUAGUGGCUUCCAUCGGAGCAUUUAUUCCUUGGCUGUUCCCCUUUAUUUUCACAUCUGAUCUUAAUGUAGCACAAGAGCUAGUGAGCAGAAGAGGGUAUGGUUUACCAGGCCGCUGAUGUGCACUAGUAGCUUUCCAAUGGGUAAGUCUGAAAUCCUCUAGAUAAAGCAUUUAUGAUCACUCAUUUUCAUGUUUAUUUGUUUAUAUGGUUUAACUGAGAGCAUAAGAUUUCCCCGGCUAGAUUUUUCUUCGCUCUUCGACGCCUUCUAUCUCCCAAGGGCAUACUUAACUAGGAACCUACAGUCCAACACAAACUGGGGGAAGUAAAAGCUUCUAGUUUCUUUAUCCAAUGAUUAGUAGUGGCGUUACAAAAUGGUUUUAUUUCAUUUUUCUUGCUCAUUGCUGCUCCCAGUCAUUGAAAACUAACAUAUUCUUUUGUUCUAGUUGUCAAAGAUCAAGUUGUCCUUGUUCUACGACGUCCUGACAAGGCCAAUAGCACAUUCAAGGCAUUCCAGAUUGUAGUAUUCUCUUCAUGAUUCGUUGUCGGAAUCGUAUACGGUUCUGUGUUUCUUCACAAGAUUGUUUUGUGAUGUGUAAAAUUGAUUCAAAGCAAAUUUGCUUCAAACGUAAUCUUUGUUGAAAAAGCUCCAAGAUAGAGAUCGAGGCUUCUGUCUUGAGAAUCAAAGGCUGUAAAAGGCCCAACUAAGUGUGCUCAUAAACUUUUGCAUUUUUGUAGGUACUUCAUUUAUGUUUCCUGUCCAAACGAAUUAGUGUGAUCAGGAGUAAAAGACACCAGGAAAUUGUCUGGUUUUGCCAA